UUUUCCUUUAUAACUUCCCUUUGUAUUAUCAACUCACAGAAAGCGGCUAAGAACUUCUUCCUGAGUCUGCAAUAGAACGAUUUCAGGGGAUCCAUUUUCCUUCCAUUUGAAAAUCCUUCUUACUGGAUUAAGAAAAGAUGGCAGGUGUGAGCUCAUGUAUGAAAUACUCCAUGUUCAUCUUCAACUUUUUAUUUUGGAUAUGUGGAUCUAUUAUUCUGGCAGUCUCUAUAUGGAUGCGUGUCAGCAAAGAUGCUCAGAACGAACUUGAGAUAGACCCCACUUUGUUUUCUGCUGUUAACCUUCUCAUUGCUGUGGGCGCUGUCAUCAUGGUGCUUGGUUUUCUAGGUUGCUGUGGUGCCAUGAAGGAAAGCCAGUGCAUGCUCCUCCUGUUUUUCAUUGGACUACUGAUGAUUCUGCUUCUUCAAAUCGUAGCCGGCAUUUUGGGAGGAAUAUAUAAAUCUCAGAUUGAAAGCAGCUUAAACCAGACUCUCCAGAAGGAAAUUGCCUUAUUGCAAAGUGCUUCAAGCAGUGAUAAGGAUUUUCUGGAAGGCUUUCACAAAUUUGAGAUAAAGAACAAAUGUUGCGGUGUGCUUAAUGGACAUUCAGAUUGGGGGAAAAACCGUGCUCUUUACAAUGGCUGUGAAUGUGAAAAGGAAGAGUUAGCUACAAGUGUCUGUGAAGGAAUUUGGUAUAAAAAGAGUUGUUCAACUGUGAUUAUGGAAAUCUUAAAGAACAAUAUGGUCAUAGUUAUGGGGAUAGCAUUUGGACUGGCAUUUAUUGAGAUUAUUGGUCUGGUGUUUUCAAUGAGCCUUUACUGCCAGAUCCAGAGAAAAUGAAACCAUGGAAGUGUCAGAAAUAUGUCAUCAGCCAAAUGAGAAAGCUUUGUAGAUUGAGGAAUCGGUAUUUGGUUUGGCAUCCACCAAUAAAUGACAGAAGUAGUUGUGAUGAUAACAGCAGAAGCACUGAUGGAAAAAGAUACUUCAUGAGUUAUGAGUUACAAAUCUGUUUAAAAUUAGGGAAAUUAAUGAUCUGUAGCUGGAUUUUUUUUAAAAAAUGCAUCACAUACAAUUUGUGUUUUGGAGGGUGGCAAUUUGUAACCGAUCUGAAGAUGACCCUUCAAAAAGCACUUGCUCCAUAUUAUGCUAACCCAACAUAUUGUUUUCCACUUAUCUGGUAACUAUAACUGUUUUCUGAAUUAAAGCUGAUGCCUACUUCACCAUUUCAGCUAAUGAAGUUUAUAGUUUUAUAUAUGUGACCCCAUACACACAAGCAUAUACAAGUAAAAUUCUUGCUUCCCAACUCUGCAUGCAGAGACAUAUAUACAUGUUUCACCUUUUAACAUUGCUGAAAUGCUGUGAAACUUGCCUGCUCUUUGAACAAAUUGAUCGAUCAAUCUGUCCAAUCAAUCCAAUGGAGCCAGAUUAUCUGUAUCACUAGAGGCUGGCCUGAGAGGUGCAAGCAAGCUUUUAACAGUAACUCUUGAAAAGCCAGAACAGGCAGUCUCUAUAAAGUUGGGCUUUAUAGGGUUUUUUUCCUUAUUUGCAACAUAAUCAUACAUGUUAGAGUUAAAUGGUAAUUUCUCUUGAGAAAGGAGGUAUAGGUAUAGGUAUAGGAUUAUGGCUUCUUUCCUGGCAUUAUUUCACAGCUUAUGGGUAAACUGGGCUAGCCAUCUAGCAAACAAUAGCUUACUAAAUGGUGUAUGUUAUGCAGUGCUGAGGUAGUUGUUAAUCUCCUGCUAAGAGACAAGGAGAAUUUCAUCACUGUUCUGCAACUUAUCUAGAUAACCUGCCUUUUCCAUAAUAAACAUAUAACAUGUAGCUUCCAGAAUAAACGAGGCACUGAUAUGCAUAUGUACAAAUAUAGGUACAUUUACACACAUACAUGCAUACAUACUGUGUAUAUCUAUAGCUAUGUAGACAGUCAAGAGAAUUCCUACACUCUUUCAUCUGUGCUUUUAUCCUAUUUACACUUUCAUCCUUAUUGUGUAUGGAUAUAAAUUAGACCUGAUAUUAAAGAUGUAUGUCCAAGGCCUUCAGGUAUAAUUUGAGCAUUGAGAGAAAACUGCUUAAAACAAGUAUAAUUUUGUGUACCAACAUGAAUUCUUCAGAAUCCAAAACACUUCUCAUUAAUAUUUAUGAGAAUUAAUAUUUAUUGCCCCCUACUCUUCCAUACUUGCAGUUGUCCAAAAGCUAAUCGUACUGGCUGCAAAGUGGCACUUGAAAGGAGACUGUUUUCUGACCUGUAAACAUUUCUGGAACAUAAUAAAGGAUUUCACAUAAUCAAA
Molecule: messenger RNA, 2284 nt
Organism: Python bivittatus (Burmese python)
Lineage: Eukaryota; Metazoa; Chordata; Lepidosauria; Squamata; Pythonidae
Gene: TSPAN8
Product: tetraspanin 8
Cellular component (GO): plasma membrane
Source: RefSeq, a predicted model, not a curated record